This is a messenger RNA of Cyclocybe aegerita, 1365 nucleotides long. Lineage: Eukaryota; Fungi; Basidiomycota; Agaricomycetes; Agaricales; Hemipholiotaceae. The record is from the annotation of a GenBank genome assembly.
AUGCAUGCCAUCACCCGGGCAUCCACUAUGCGGUCUAUGGAGACAAUCGAGGAGUCAUGGAAGGAUGGUGGAAAGGUCGCAGCAGGAACUGGCCAACAAACAGUAUCUUCCGUAUGUAAGGAGAACCCAGCUGACGGCCCUUCUCAUGGAGAAUAUGGCACGACGCAAGACCUCCUCCCUGCCAUCAACAUCCCCAAUCACCUCCAGCACUAUGUCGUCGAUUUCGACACACCUCAUACGCCAACGGAACUCCGCCUUGCACGAGAAGGCAAAGCAGCCCUCGCCGCCCCCAGGAUCAGCCCAGCCACACGACUCCUCCAACGCCAAAGCACCUCAGAGGGCCAGAUCCUCCAUGAAGAAGAAAUCCUCACCCACUUCCAAGCCAGCAACCAAGCGGCACCGCUUCUCUCCAGAGCACCGGAGCACAAAUGGAGGGCCAUACCAUCCACACUCCGCCCACAUGUCUUUGCUCGAGAACGGCUUACACGUUGGAGACCAACCACGGUCCGUACUGCCACUGACAACCAGGGCCGGCCCACCCAUCUCUCCGCUGAAGACCUGGCCCGCAUUCUCGAGAACGGAGUUAGUGAGGAUCAGAGGGCCCCAGCCUCACCCCUCCUCAUCACCUCUCUCAUAGCCACCCUCUCAGGUGCUUUCUCUGGUGGCACCAUCGCCAACUACAUCUAUGGCAUCCGGGCAUGGCACAUCCUGCAUGGGGUCCCAUGGAAGAUGGUCGACCCUGAACUGGAGGCACUGCUCAAGGCCGCAGAAAAAGCAACCCCACCCACGUCAAAGAGGAAGAAACGCCAGCCAUACACAAAAGAUUUCAUGGUUGCUAUUCGCGGUCAGCUAGACCUCUCAACGCCCCUCCAUGCUGCCGUUUAUGCCUGCUUGACAACCACAUUCUGGUCAGCUGCCCGAGUUGGUGAGUUCACGGUCAAAAACCUGACAAGCUUCGACGCAAACAAACAUGUCAAACCCUCAAACGUUACAACCACGACAGACCAGAACGGCUUCGAAACAACCGAGUUCUUCAUCCCCUCCACAAAGUCUGAACCCACCAACGGAGAGACAGUCUCAUGGUCGAGACAGAACGGAGACACAGACCCGGAGACUGCAUUCCACAACCACAUAGAUGUCAACUCACCGCCAAAUGGUGGCCACCUCUUUGCGUACAAAGUAGGCUCAGGAUACAAGCCACUGACAAAGACUGCACGCAUCAUUCAUAAUUCUCACCACCGCAGCACGAGCAGCUGGCCUAGAGCCACUUCAAGGCCAUGGGAUCAGGAUUGGGUCAACACUCGAGUACCUCCUGAGGGGGAUUCCAUUCGAUGUGAUGAAAGCAAAGGGAAGGUGGGCAAGUGA